Zea mays is the source of this 739-nucleotide messenger RNA. RefSeq lists its product as uncharacterized. Lineage: Eukaryota; Viridiplantae; Streptophyta; Magnoliopsida; Poales; Poaceae. The record is from RefSeq and is marked validated.
AUCCAGACAUCGCAGUAGUUGCCAAGCGAGCAGCGGAGGAGGCCGGCGGCUAGAGGGUGGCGAUGGCGCGUGCGGAACAGGAAUCGCUGGCUGCGCCGCCACUGGAGUCGACCGCGACGGCGAGACAGCGCGUCCCGUCCGUGGAGGUGCACUUGUACCGGCGGGGCGCCGGCCCGGUGGCCAUCUUCCGGUCGGACCUGGCGGGCCCUCGGCGGGACCGCCUCGACGUGCGCCGCAUCCAGGCGAGCCACGGCCUCCGGGCGCUGUUCGCCUUCAGGCCCGAGGGAUCCCGCCGCGGCCGUGGCCUCCGGAUCAGGUGCGACCCGGCCGCCGGCUACUCCGCGCUGCCCUUCCGCGACGGCGCCGCCAUCGCCCUCGAUGGCGAGCCCGGGGAGUCGUGGACGAAGCCGGUGUCGGUGAUCGUCGCCGGCCUGCUGGUGCUCGCUGUGAUGGCGGCGGUUGCGGCCAACGGGGUGCCGGAGCCGCUGCGGUCGUCGAGGCUGGCCAACGGGAUCUUUGCGCCGUGGAUCCUCUUCAGCGCCGUCAUCAUCUUCGCUCGUGCCAGGACGCGGCCAAGGGCUCCAUGAAUUUGCUAGAGAGCACGCUGCCGCCAGUUUCUUAUGUACUUACUUUCCCAUAUCAACCAUGUUAGAAUGUAGGAAUUUGCUAACGAUUCCAAUUAUCACCGGAUUUUGUUUGUGUUUGCUGACGGCACGUUAUCUGAAAUGCUAUAGAUUCA